UCAUACUUCUCAGAUUCAUCUCAAAGAAAUGCACCUUCACAAUAUAGACACCCCGAGGAGCCGAUGGGAGCAGGGCUUGCGGCCGCCGUGGGUCACCCGAUUGGCUGGAGGGCAAAGCCCCACCUCUUCAGGGGUGGAGUCAGACACAGAGAGCAGCAGCACAGAGAGUGAGAGGUCUCCAGCCAAACGGUUAGAGGCGCGGUCACCGAGGAUCCUACUAUUGCCCUCCAUGCUGCAACAGCGAAUCACAGAGAUCGACCAGCAGAGGGAGGAGCUAAAGAUAGAGCUGCAGUUGGAGAUAGCCCUGUUGGAGGGGGAGCUGCAUGAGGAGAGGAACGAGCUGCGCAGACACACUCUGGAUCUACAGACACUGCAGGAGGAAGGCAGGCAUAAGGAGACACACAGACAGACGGACAGACAGAAGGAGCGAGCCAGUCUGGAGGUGGAGAGGGCUCGGGUUGAGGAGCUGAGGAGUAGGUUGGAGGAGAAGGAGACACUGAUCCUCAGUCAGCCAGAGGGCCAGAGAGAGCAGCUACUGGUCCAACUACAACAGGAGAAAGAGACGGUGGAUGCAGCCGGCCGGGUGUUCGAGGACUGGGAAUUCCGUGUCCUGGAGAGCGAGGCCGMAACAGAGGAGGAGGAGAGCGAAGGAAAGAUGGAAGGGAAGGAGAGAGGGAACGAGGAAGAUAAGGAGAAGGAGAUCUCAUGCCAAAAGCAUGCUGUCAACUCAGCGCAGGAGCGYGUCCAGCAGCUUGAGAAGCAGUUGCAGGAGAUGGAGAGAGAGAAGGAUAGAGAGAUGAAUGCCUUGAGGAAGGAGAGGAGAGAGUUGAUCCACCCCACUCAAAGGGUAAUAAGGGAACAGGUCUUGAAAGAGAAGAAGCCACUCGCUGAUUGGUCCAACAUCCCCAGCUCGGUCCCUUGCAUGAUGUCACUCUCGCCGCUGACCAUUCACAAAUCACCUCAGGUGUGUUGCCGGGCCGUUACCAUUGACACGGAUCAUGUUUGCCACUUGAACAAGCCCAAAGAAUCCGCCAGUUUACCCCCGGAGACGGAGCUGCACCGCAACAAUAAGCCCGUCCGAUAG
Molecule: messenger RNA, 1084 nt
Organism: Salvelinus sp. IW2-2015
Lineage: Eukaryota; Metazoa; Chordata; Actinopteri; Salmoniformes; Salmonidae
Source: RefSeq, a predicted model, not a curated record